AUGGCCGAACGACGCCGCGAGUAUCCACGGUCGACCAUCCCAGCAAAGCGUCCAGCAGAUGCCCAAGAAGAUGCUUGGGUGGCCGACGAAGAUAGAUUCGUACUACAACAAGCGAAGAAAAAGGCCGCCAUUCGAGUGCGCAACGGGCGGGCGCGACCCGUGGACUGGCUCGCGGUGAUCUUGCGCCAGAUCGAGCCGAGAAUCACGACUCUGGGUGAUGAUGAGGAUGAGGAUGAGUCGCUCGAGCUUGUUGACCCGGAGGGGAUAUUUGAGUCGCUUGGUGAGAACGAACUAUUGGACUUAGCGAAAGAUAUCGAGACGUAUCGUACGCUGGAGACGUAUCCCCAGAGCAAGGAGUAUUGGAACACGAUGCUAGUGAUAUGCAACGACCGACUCAAGGUAUUUCGAACGUCCACCUCAACCACACGCGGGAUCCAGUCCGUCUCCUCAGAUAUCGACAAGUUGUUAGCUCCCAAGAGUUUGGAGGAUCUACAAAGGUUGGAGAAGCAAGUGCGAAUCAAGCUUUCUUCCGACGAAGAUAUAGAUGUGGAAUACUGGGAACAUCUUUUGCAAGGCCUCUUGAUAUGGAAAGCGAAGGCUCAGCUACGGAACGUAUCCAAAAAGAUCCUUCACGGUCGCAUGCAAGACCUGAGGAAGCAGCAAGAGGAGGACGCUGCAAAGCUGAGGUUGGAUGUCCAAAAGCUCAUUUCGAACCAACACCAAGUUCAAACUCCAAAUCCCUCGAAAUCAAAUACUACGAAUGACCCAGAGCCUCUUCUGAAAUUACGCCCUGAAGACAAGCAACUCGAGAGUCACGACGAAGCUGAGUUCCUGAGUCACCUGGAAAACGAGCGUCGAAAAGUCUUGAAACUCGGGUACGUGCCUCUCAAGCAACAAAGAGUCGAGGGCAAGCUUGCAGCAAACCCGGCUCCGCAACAAGCGGGCCAGCCCGAAAGCGAGGUAUCUCGCUUUGCAAGCGGUGGCAACGAUGACUUCUCCCAUGCCACGAAGGCGCUUUACGAACGGGAGGUGGCGCGCGGAGUGAGCGAAAACGAGGAGAUUUUCACAGGAGAGGAGGAGGUGGCCUCAAAAUCUACAGCAGCAUGGGCGGACAAGUACCGGCCACGGAAACCGCGCUACUUCAAUCGAGUCCAGAUGGGCUACGAGUGGAACAAAUACAAUCAGACUCACUAUGAUCACGAUAACCCACCGCCGAAGGUCGUCCAAGGGUACAAAUUCAAUAUUUUCUACCCGGAUCUGAUUGAUAAGUCGAAGGCUCCAACCUACAGACUAGAGCGCGAGAAUGGACGGAAGCGGGGACAAUCCUUUGCUCGCGCGGGAGAGGAGGACACAUGCUUGAUUCGAUUCAUAGCCGGGCCACCAUAUGAAGACAUCGCUUUCCGCAUCGUCGACAAGGAGUGGGAUUAUAGCGCAAAGCGAGACAGGGGUUUUAAGAGCAGCUUCGAAAAAGGCAUUCUUCAACUUCACUUCCAAUUCAAAAAGAUCUACUACCGCAAGUGA
Eremomyces bilateralis CBS 781.70 is the source of this 1521-nucleotide messenger RNA. RefSeq lists its product as uncharacterized. Gene Ontology annotation, biological process: mRNA cis splicing, via spliceosome. Lineage: Eukaryota; Fungi; Ascomycota; Dothideomycetes; Eremomycetales; Eremomycetaceae. Gene Ontology annotation, cellular component: spliceosomal complex; cytoplasm. Bases 1 to 1521 code for a protein of 506 amino acids. The record is from RefSeq and is a predicted model, not a curated record. The transcript is spliced from 5 exons. Gene Ontology annotation, molecular function: protein binding.